Suillus clintonianus is the source of this 1113-nucleotide messenger RNA. RefSeq lists its product as uncharacterized. Lineage: Eukaryota; Fungi; Basidiomycota; Agaricomycetes; Boletales; Suillaceae. The transcript is spliced from 3 exons. Bases 1 to 1113 code for a protein of 370 amino acids. The record is from RefSeq and is a predicted model, not a curated record.
AUGACUGAGUAUAAUUUCCCCCCCCUACGCUCAUUCCUCCCUUCUAAUGCUUAUGAUAAUACUUAUACUGCGUCCACAUCACCUCUUCUUAAUGAUCAUUGUUCUCUGCCACUGGUACCCGAUCCAAAUAAUUUCCAUCGUCAUUCUCAGGAGAGUCGUGAUUCUCACUCCAACUGGUCUCAAGGUGUCUUAUUGUCAAAGCAAAUGCAAGCCUUGCAGGAAACUAUUGUAUCGCUUCGUGCAGAGAAUGCAGUUCUGCUGGCCUCUCGAGAUUCAUACCAAGAUGCAUAUGACAAACUUGUAGCCUCACUUCGGCUGAUUCAAGUCGGAACUCCAUCAGAGCCUGGCACCACUACCGAGCAUCCUGUCAUUCUGCAGCCUAUGACAUUAACGCUCCCUCCUCAGCUCAAUAAAUCAGACUACCCCAAUGUCAGGUUUUGGACGCACAAGAGCUUCAAGGUCUACGACAAGAGUGCGAAUGCGCAGUCUACAGACCGCGGUGCAUUUCCAUUCCUCGAAGAUAAGGACGGUCAUCCACUAUCAGAAGAUCAUGUUGCUGCCAUUGGGCAGGCAAUGCGGGCAAUCUGGCAUGGCUUCAAGUCGCGUCACAUUGCACCUGUCACUUGGGGGGGUGCGAGCUCUGCUGUUAAGAAUGAGUUCAUUGCAGAGAUGGUGAAGGCACAUCCCGAGGUGGGAUUCUGCGAACACUAUUGGAAGAUUAACGCAUUGGCUACAGCACGUUAUUCGUCUUGGAAGCAGUCAUACUUGACUGACUCUGAGGGGAUUCAAUCGGAGGCUAAAUUGGACAAUUUGUCACGCAAGAAACGCAAGUCGUUGAAAGUGAAAAUCUCCGAUGACGACUGUGAACGUGCCAUGAAGAGGCUCAGGGUUGGCGACUCCGACGACUCCGACGGCAGCAUUAUAUUGUCGCCCACUAUCAGUGGCAACUUGAUAGACUACGAGACAUCAACUUCAUCCCCCCAUGAUACCACUGCAUCCACGCCCUCUGAAUAUCCUGCAAGCACAAGCACAUCGGACACAGACCCAUCCACUACCACGAACACUUCCAGCUCCAACACUUCCAUUAGCAUGAACGUAUCCACUACCACCUGA